Solenopsis invicta (red fire ant) is the source of this 2782-nucleotide messenger RNA. RefSeq lists its product as uncharacterized. The record is from RefSeq and is a predicted model, not a curated record. Bases 918 to 2363 code for a protein of 481 amino acids. The transcript is spliced from 2 exons. Lineage: Eukaryota; Metazoa; Arthropoda; Insecta; Hymenoptera; Formicidae. Gene Ontology annotation, molecular function: DNA binding.
UUCCGUAACUUUUCAAAUUUUUUGAUAAAAAUUUAAUGGGUUGAUUCUUAAGGGCAUGUACUUUCAUAAAAUCGAUUUUAUUUACCCUCCAAAGGGUCCUACCCCUUAAAGUAUACCGGUUUGAACGUUCAAAGUAUGUAUAAAACGGCAGAUGCAACGAGUCCCAAAAGUAGCCAUACAAAAGAAGUAUAUUAGUGUACGAAUAACCUAUUCUAUAUCACUACAGAUCGUACUUGUGUUAGUAAAUACCGACAGAUGCUGGCAGUACAGCAUUAGAAGUCGAGCAGUACACACGACAAUUCUAUCGUAGUAUUUUAUUUUGUUAUAUUUUAAAUUAUUUAUCAUUACGAGUAUAUCUAGAAAAGGAUCUAAAAAUUUGAGACAAUCGAUUAACUCACGGAAGACAAAGUGGCAAUCGAAUAGUGGCUCAAAUUCUUGUAGAUACAUUAAAAAAGAAAUCGUGCACCAAAAUUUCGGAUCUCAACGCGCAGCAGAGUAAAUAAGAGGGAAGAGCACUUCGGCGACAAUUUUAAAUUGAAAAUUUGGAGACUACCACUGAUUUGGAGGACUUACUAUAUGAUCCUAGAAUAGACAAUUUUGUAUGACCAGCUCAAAGUUAGAGCUGCUCAAUGCAAAACAAAUCUAACAAAGAUUGUUUUUAAGAGAUUGUUCAUAUUUCCUUAUUUCUCGAUACGUUAUUAUAAUCAAAUUACUUAUUAUUUUUAAAAUACAUAUAUUUAAAUACAUUAACGUUUGUUUUGAACAAUCUUAAAGUUAAAAAAUAAUUUUUUUUUAACGCUUUAUCGGCCUUGUAACUAUGUACAACUUCUUAAAGGCAUCAGUGAGCAGUAAGCAAGAAUAAAGGCACUUUAAAGAAGUGUACUAAUAAACUAAUUAAUAUAAAAUUUUAAAUAACAAUGUCCCAAAAUUUAGUGUGGAAUUAUUUCACCCAACAUAGACGACCAGUAGCAGAAUGCAAUUUAUGUAAUGAAUGGUACCAUAGUGAUCAAGUUCAAAAUUUAGAGGAACAUCUGACCCGUGAACAUCCAGAAGUAAUAAUAGAAAUACGUGAAAGCAUUAGACGUGCCAAUUUAGAAAUGUGUUUUGCAUUCGACGUAGGAGAUUCUGAGGCAAGAUGUAAAUAUACUGACAAUUGCAUUGUCAACAUAUUUAACGGAAUAGAUUAUUUAGAAGAUCACUUGUGCAACCAUGUUAGAAAUGAUGUUAGAAGGGAGCUUAGAAAUGCAGAAAGAAAUCCAGACGGAACAGCAUCACAAUUAACAGCCGCAGAUGACAAUGCGAGUGCAAGUACCAGUAAUCAACCGACUAAUCCAAUUUUGCAAGCCACACAAAUUCUUGAAGAAUUGCCAUGGGGCAAUUCCGAUAGCUUGGUAUGGCGAUAUUUUAAACCAAUUAUAAAUCCUUUUGCAAAAUGCAUUAUUUGUAAAUCUUAUUACAAUGAUCCAACUUUGAAACUAUUUGAGAAUCACUUACUAUCUUGUCAUACAUACACCAUAGAUAAAAUGCGAUGUGAAAUUGAUGAAGAAAUUAGGCGUCUCGAUCUAUCACCAUACUUUAAAUGCGAGACAGUAAUUCCUCGAAUAAAAUGCAAUGUUGAAAAUUGCAUUCACUUUUUCAAUAUAUUUUAUGGAACAAAAAGAUUAAAAUAUCAUUUAGACACAUGUCAUAAAAGUAUAUGUACAAGGAUUUCUAUGCCACAAAAUAACACAGAUAUAAUAUUAGAACAAGCAGCUGAAGACACUAAUGAGGAUAUACAGCUAACAGUCGCAGAAGACAACGCUAGUGCAAGUACCAGUAAUCAACAGACUGAUCCAAUUUCACAAGACACCCAAAAUCUUGAAGAAUUGCCAUGGGGCCAUCCCGACAAUUUAGUAUGGCGAUAUUUUGAACCAGAUGGAAAACCUUACGCAAAAUGCCAUAUCUGUAAAAAGCGCAUCAAAGGUUUAUCUUUGAAAAAACUUGAGCAACACUUCCUGUAUUGUCAUACAAAUGUGAUUCAUGAAAUUCAAUGUGAAAUUAAUGAAGAAAUUAGAUGUCUCGAUCUAUCACCAUAUUUUAAAUUUCAUUCAAUAUAUCAAAUAGGAUGCAAUAUUGAUAAUUGCAUCCACAUAAUUAAUAUUUUUCAUGGAACAAAAAAAUUAAAACAUCAUUUAGAUACAUGUCAUGAAAGUAUAUGUACAAGAAUUUCCACGUCAAAAAAUAAUACAGAUGUAAUGACAGAACAAGUAGCUAAAGACAGUAAUGAAGAUAUACAGCUAAUAUCCGCAGUGGACGAUGCGAGUGCUAGUGAACAACCAAUUGAUGCACUUCGGCAAGACACAGAAGAUCAUAAAGAAUGGUGAUAGGGCAAUUCUUAUAACUUUGUAUAGCAAUAUUUUAAAUUAAAUGAACAGCAAAAUGCAAUAUCUGUAACAAAUAUUUCAAAGUUACAGUUUUAAAAACAUUUGAGUGACACUUGCUAUGUUAUCAUAAAAAAUUAAUAGAUAAAAUGCGAUGUGAAAUGAAAGAAGAAAUUAAAUGCCUCAAUCUAUCGCCAUAUUUUGUAUGUGACAUGGAAUUUCUUCAAAUAGAAUGCAAUGUUGAUAAUUGCAUUUACAGUAUCAACAUAUUUCACGGUAUAGACGGAUUAAUAAAACAUUUAAACAAAUGUCAUGCAAGUAUGUUGACAACGACAUAUUUUCCAUACAUUUCAAGAAGUAGCACACAUUUUCAGGGGGGAAUGGGUAUAUAGAUGCAAAUCAACAUUAAGUAUUAUAUUAAA